This is a messenger RNA of Lasiosphaeria miniovina, 1838 nucleotides long. RefSeq lists its product as uncharacterized. The coding region runs from base 288 to 1523 and encodes 411 amino acids. The transcript is spliced from 2 exons. The record is from RefSeq and is a predicted model, not a curated record. NCBI's taxonomy places the organism in Eukaryota, Fungi, Ascomycota, Sordariomycetes, Sordariales, Lasiosphaeriaceae.
AGAACGAGCUGCCAACCCAGCAAGAGCCACUCACUCGUGCGAGACACUGCCAUUUCAACGCCGCCUGGCUGCGCCCAUCGACAAGUCUGUCAUCCGAAUCGAGCCUCAUCAGGUGGCCGUUUCUAUUGCUUCUUUACUUAGUCUAACCCCUCCCCCAAGGUGUCUCUCGCUUAGACUUACUUCCCUUCGCUUCUCGACGGGCCCGUUGUUCACGACCUCUCCUACCGCCCUUUUAUCUUCUUUUGCAGCGCACAGCUUCUAUCUUGCGGUUUCAUGCUCGGACCAUUAUGGCAGACCUGCAAACACAGCCUCCGACGUCGUCGGCGGGGGCAAAGCCUCGCGAUAUCCGAGUUAACCUGGCCAUUCCGCCCACCUCUAUCGCAAUGCCCACGCUUUCCACCGCAGCCCGUCUAAGAAACCAUCUUGGUCUUGACACUUACUCGCCCGUCAACCAAAACGGCAGUUUCGAGUUCGACCGUGUCAUCAAGAGCGGCUACGUGCAAAAGCGCACACAAAAGACAAAGGCAUGGAGGACAAUAUACCUGGUCCUACGCCCAAAUGCGCUUUCGAUUUACAAGUCCGACAAGGAGGAGAAGCUGCGGCAUAAGAUAUACCUGUCAGACUUAACUGCGGUCACGCUGCUAAAGGAUCCAAAGAACAAGAGACCCAACGUGUUUGGUCUCUUUUCGCCAUCCAAAAACUACCACUUUCAGGCACCCACACUCAAGGACGCCCAGGAGUGGGCAGAACUGAUCAGGCAAGACGCCAGGAUAGAAGAGGAGGAGGAGGAGAUGUUCUUAGCGAGUCCCGUGGCGGGACAGCGAUUCUUCAAAGGUGUUCAGUUUGAUACCGAUGUCAACCGGCUGGUGUCGGAUGCGGAGCGGAUUGCAUCGAGCUCUCCCGAACCUCUGGAGCCGCAACCACGCACUCGGUUCCCGGCGUCACCUCGGCGGCCUUCACAGGUAGAUUCAUCCGGCAUGUCAGGGGCCGAACUUGCCUCGCACUCGGACUUUUCGGAUUCGGAUGUGCAGCGAUUUCCGGGCGCUUCUAUAGAAAGCCUCGCUGUCAAAUCACCGCCGGGUUCCUCGGCACAACCCAGGCCCGGGAUGGGGCCGGUGAACGCCAGCCAGAUCAGCGGAAUCAACAUCGAGCACGACCCGGACCGCGUCAUCUGGCAAGGAUGGAUGUGGUUCCUCCGGAGCAAAGGCGGAGUCAGGCAGUGGAAAAAGUCAUGGGCUGUUCUCCGGCCAAGGAACCUCAUUCUCUACAAGGACGAGACCGAGUACUCGGUCUUGUUCCUCGUCUACCUAUCCUCGAUUGUCAACGUUGUGGACAUUGAUCCGACGAGCCGGAAGAAGAGGCACUGCCUCCAAAUAAUCACGGACGAGAAGAGCUACAAGUUUUGCACCAGCGACGAGGAGGCGCUGGUUCGGUGUCUAGGAGCUUUCAAGAGCCUCUUAGCAAAGCGCCGGGAACUCGAAGCCAAAGUGGCAGCAAGCGUUGACGCCGGCACAUCUGCCUGAGGCGAUGGCUUCGCCCAGUCAUUUUCGCGUUUCACUACUUGAUAGUACCCGAUAGGCUUCGCGGUGUUGCGGCGAGCGGGGUCUAUCACACUCAUGUUGUCGCCAACCUAGCUCGUCGGUGGCUCACUCACUUACUAGUAAUGGCGCUUGCCAGCGCUUUUGUUCUGUACACUCCGUUACGACGACUUACGACUUAUGACGAGACGGGCUGGAAAUAGCAAUACUCAUCACCCGGCUGAGUGCAACGACGGACAAAUGAAGUUUAUUAAUUAUGCAUACUUCUUGUAUUUCGCGUCAAUCACACGUGUGUGAGUA